Messenger RNA from Aspergillus homomorphus CBS 101889, 674 nucleotides. RefSeq lists its product as uncharacterized. The transcript has 2 exons. The coding region runs from base 134 to 514 and encodes 126 amino acids. The record is from RefSeq and is a predicted model, not a curated record. Lineage: Eukaryota; Fungi; Ascomycota; Eurotiomycetes; Eurotiales; Aspergillaceae.
UAGCAUUAUCGUUGAUGUCAUUCCAUACUUAAGACUUUACACAUUUCACAAUAUUCGCCUCGCUCUUCUCUCCAUUGUUACUGCACCAGAAAGAACACCAUUCGAAGAAUAUACCGGGUUUACAACCUACAGGAUGUUCACCAACACUCGCAUCGCGUCCUCGAAGCUCUACAGUCUGUUCGCAAGGCCGCAGCAGCAGCAGCAAGCACUUCGCGCCAUCACGCCAGUAAGCGUGCAGAGCCGCCGGCUGAACAGUUCCUGGGUCGGAACCAACCAGGACGACCACGCCGUCAACCGCCAGAAGAAGAGGGAUACGACGGAUCCCGAGACAGAUGCCUCGUCGGCCGGGUUGAAGGAUAGAGAAGAGAAGCAUGGGCUGCCGGAUAGCUCGAAGCCGCAGGGGGCCACGGAGCGCGGGGGUCUGAAGCACGAGCGGAAGGCCAAGAGCGAGCAUCCCAAGGCGCCGGAGCCCAUUCUUGGGAUGAAUGAUGAACGAGGCCAGAGAGGUCACUAGGUUCCUAAGGCAAAAAGUCAUUGCAACAUCCUUUUAUGUUUCCAGACGCGCGCUGUUCUUUUCAUAAUUGUAGCAUCAUCUCGGUUUAUAACUUCAUUAUCAUGUUCACUGUACAUAGAUCGAACGGAAAUAUCUACCUGCCGGGUUUGAAAGAGAGGAC